This is a messenger RNA of Ectocarpus sp. CCAP 1310/34, 3675 nucleotides long. Lineage: Eukaryota; Phaeophyceae; Ectocarpales; Ectocarpaceae. The record is from the annotation of a GenBank genome assembly.
AUAUCGUGGGCGCACGUAUCGUUUUCACCUCGCUCCAUCCAGAGCUCUCUUUUUUUUUCUCUCUCUCUCUGCCCGCCCCACCCUCUCCUGGUACCCGCCCAUCUACCCAGUGCAUGGCUGCUGCUGUUGGUCGUCACUGGCACAUUGCUACUGCUGGGGGGAGGAGCGAAAGGCCAGACAAACCGCCACACACGCCGGAGCCGUGGUAAUCCACGUGCCCGAGCGGCGCUUUACACAACGCCAUGAUGCAAUAUCUGGAUAUGGAGGCGCUAUCGUGGCUCUGCGUGGCGUGGGGCGUGCUGGAGCUAGGUUUCAUCGCGGUGAUCAUGCUGUAUCUGGUUCCGAGGAUGAACCGCCUCGAGGCUCCGGCCAAGUACCCGAUUGACGGCAAGCGGCUGAUACACAAGAUCCUAGAGACGGUGGACUGGCUCUCCGAACAGGAGGACGCCGACACGACUUUCGAGUCCUUCUUGAGCGGCUGGUUCCUUGGGGCGGACUGCUCCGAGCUUAAGCGGGGUAACUUAGUGGUGUUUCUGGCAUGGACUCUCUAUGCCAAGGAGGUGGACGCGCUGUCAAAGGCAGAACGGAAGAACGUCAUGAGCAUGGUUAAGGUAAUAGAGGGGCGCCUUGGCCGCACCAUGGAGCCGGGCUUCAACGAGCGAGUGAAGUGCAUCCGCCACACUCUCGACCGUGUCGUCCCCUUCUCCCACCGGCCCCUGGCCCUCUACGCGGUCCUCGGCCUGGCCCGCGCCCUUGUCCGGAUCGCUCUCGUCCUCUGCGGCUUUCGCCGGAGGCUCGCCCCGUGCGGCUCCUUCAUGUAUUGGCACCGGCAAGCGCCUCCGUCUGGGGCGGCGGCGGCGGUGGCGGCGAUGCCGGGGAAAACGGCGGGUCCUGGGCCUAUCGUUUUUUUUCACGGGGUGGGAGCGGGCCUGCCGUUCUACGUCCUGGCGCUCUGGAAAUUGUGCCGGCACCGGACCUCCAUAAUCGUGGAGGCCCCCUCCAUCAUGAUGAGCCUCGCCCUCCUGAGGGGACACACGCCCCCCUCCGAGGACCAGCUGGUGGAGAGCGUGGAAGGGAUCUUGGAGAGGCACGGGGUGAAGCGGGCGGCGUUUUUCGGGCACAGCUUCGGGAGCAUCUCGGUCGCCUGGAUGGCCAGACGGAAGCCGCAUCUGGUGUCCCAGAUCGUGCUGCUCGACCCGGUGUGCCUGCUGCUGUUCCUGCCCAACGUGGCGAGGUCGUUCCUCUUCCCGGACACAGACGGCAUGCCUCUGCACGAGAGGCUGAUGCUUCACCUCGUCACCAGGGAGAAGGGGAUCUCACACACCCUCCGGAGGCACUUCUGGUGGUACGCGAACGUCAUGUGGCCGGAGGAUAUCCAGUGCCCCAUCGUGGUAGGACUAGCCGGACAGGACAAGAUCGUGCCCUGCAAGCCCCUCCGCCGGUAUCUUCUCUCGCACAGCACCUUUGCGACAUGCCCUUCCUGCCCCUCCGGACAAAACAUGAGCUCCGUCGAUGGCUUAAUCAACCGCGGGGCAGGCGGCAGCAACGGUAAGCACAUCAACGAAAGCUUCGUCAGUAGUGGUGGGACCGGAGAUGGCAGUCUUCGAAUUGGGAGCGGCUGGACACCAGCGGGUGGCGGCGGUGGCGCCAGGGGUUUCGUCACGAACGUGAACGGCAACAACAGGUGCAAGGUCCACAAGUGCAUCGGCGGUUACAAGUGUAACGGUCACGGUGGUCCCGCUGCGUCUCACGGUUCCGCCGCGCGUCCCGGCGGAUUCGUUUCGGCCACAAACGGCGGCGGCCACGUCAGCAAGGCCGCGGUGUUGGGUCAAUCCCCGGAGGCGGCAGGUAAGCAGGGGAUUACUAAGGCCAUGGGUGACGGUAGUGAUUCCGGCGGCGACGGCGUCAUCAAGAGGGUGGAGAUUGUCUAUUGGACGGAUGCAGGGCACGGAAACGUGCUGGGGGACCCAUGGGCGCUGGACGAGUUUGUGCGGGUGGCCACGGCUCAAGGAGCGGCGCUCUCGGUCAACUAGAUUCGACUCGAUCGUGAUCGGGGGUUGUCUCUGGUCGCAUUCGUGAAGCGCAAGCGUUAUAGACGGAAGGACGAGCGGUGGGAUGAGGGAAAUAAGGGUUUCCGUCCUCGUAGACGGGAAAAUUUCGUUGCCGGGCUUGACACUGACGAGCGUCGGCUCCUCAGAAACGAUCGUAGUCAGCUUGACAGAGCCGGGGUGGGAAUGGGGUGCCUGACUCGUGUAUUGGCCUCCGCGGUUGUUGUCGAAGAUGCCAUUUUGGUUGCGACGUCGAUGCCCCAGCCCCACGUCACGCGUGCGCUUGUCGCUGGAGGCUUAGGCGCACCUUGAGUUAUCUGAUGUGCCCUGGCCACCGCUCGCGAUCGCGAAGUGCACGUGCGCCGUGAUAGAUUAACCUAGAGUACAAUAGAAGUGGUCCUAACACACAGUUAUUUAAGUCCCAUCAGUAGAAGACAUGGUUCAGCCGUAGCGCUUUUCCAGGCGGACCGCGGUAUUCACCAAGGGAGCUCUCGGGGGCAGCGAGCUACUGCUGUCUUGGUGACUGACUGCUGACUGGGUCUGCAUCUUGCCUGUGGUCCCCAAGCGGCCCGAGCUGGCUGCACCACCUAGGUUACGGACAGCCCACUGCCCACAAGGCCGCUCCCGUAAGAGCAGCACUCUAUAAUUAGCACAGCCGCAUAUAAAUAGGUCUGUUCACUCGACGUGGGGGUAGGCGACCCUUCCCUAUCCACCGCAUGACCCCUUCUUUCGAAUAGAGGUGUGUUGUCGAUAGAUGAGGCCAUAGAAGAGGGGAUGAUGUUUUCUCCCUCUUUUUCUUUUUUUUGUUUCUUUGUUUGGAUGCUGGGGUCGAGGCUUGCGGAUGAUGACUCGCACAACGCCUUCUACUACGAUAGCUCGUCGCACAGAGCCCCAGUGUUUUGUCCUUUAACGCGUGUAGGUACAUCCUUGUUUCGUGGGCAGACUUCAUUUUUUGGUGGUCUCGCUUUCGAAACAACGUACUUGACUGAAGAUUGUGCGUUGUGGUCGUUUCUGCUUGAGAGAUACGGGCACUUGGCUUCAUUUUCCGCCAUGAAGAUGAACCAUAUCUUUGGUUUAAUUUUAGACAGACGCUUGCAAAUGUCCCUGUCCAUUCGUCUAUGCACAAGAUUCUCCUUGUUGCAGGGGGCAAUCCUUUGCGAGUAGCUGGCCAGCCACGUAUCAGAGGCCUCUCGAGAUGGUUUACAGGUGCCUUUUUUGCGAGGAAAUUUCCCGCUUGUUGGAGGGUAAUGUUGCAGCCUGUACGGGCAGCAUUACCGUUCGUUGCACAUGCCUGGAGUAUAACGAACCCAGCGCUCGCCCUGCGAGCGCACGUUAUGCUUCUUCGGGGCACAUUAAAGUACCACUGCUGUGUUCAGCGAUAGGAUUUGAAUUGAAGCGCUUCGUCUCAAAGAACAGACACCAUCCACCACACAACAAGGGCCAGGACUCUUAAGUUGUUUCUCUCGUUCUAGCUACGUUACGUUGGUCUUCUCUUGAUCUCCCGGGGGUGGGUCUUGCGGGCGGUAUGAGUCAAUGACCGCUAGUCGUUUCUCUUCCUGCGGCGAGCAGCCCCGUAUGGAUGGGUGUUGUGGCUGUUUGGUCUUGGUUUUAUUGUCGUUCGUGUAGU